CUUCAUUGUCGUUAUCUAUCAUUGCAACUCCGCGGUUAAACAUUACUCGCUUUUGAUUGGCAGAGGGUCCGUUCUUCUGAGAUGCUUCUUCUGUGAUAAUGUUUGCUUCUGCGGCCUUGGCUAUAUCGGGACAGACUUCCGGCAUAGGUCGAGCGAGCGAUUCCGUAGUAACCUGGUAUCGAUUCGCGCAGCACUGUUGCAGCCAUGUCAGGAUCCCUCGCUGAGGUGGUCUUCCGUCCGAGCCUACUAGCCCUAAGCUCCUGUUCACACUCCCAAACUUCCAUUUCCACUCUCCAUCUCUUCGAUCCUUGAACUUGCUAACCCAGCCGCGGUUUUGCAGGUCCUGGAGGUGAUCACAACCAGACACCCCAUGUCCCUUCUCUCCGCAGCCCCAGCAUUCCAAGGUAGACUUUUGUUCCCAAGAACCCUCGUCUCUUUUUGGCUGGUCCAUAGCGCGGGCUUGAUACGUGGCCAUAGGUGGGUUGCCCGACCUAGGCCUUGCGGCGGUAACAGCCACAAUGAAUCGUGCCAUGUCAGUCGAGUGCUUGAAACAUUCACGCUGAAUUCGUUCCUGGCUCGCAACCAUCACCGCGUCCGCCAUACUCAAGGUCAUCCCUUUAAACUUCGAUAUUAGGUCGUCAACUGGAUCCGUUUCGUUAGUGGAUCCGGUGGCGGUUUCAUGUCGUUCUCGUGCUGCAGUAGGCUGAGUUGCUUUUGCCAAUGGCUUCGCCUCCUGCUCAGCCAUGUACUGAGCCUUGCGCCGGAGAGAAGAACUGGUUUCAUCUUCCAAAUAGCGGAGCUCCUUCUCCGCUCGUACUCGUCUCUUAAGAAAGGCGUAUAUCUUGUUCAGAUCGUAUGGCGAUGUGCCGUCGUCAGUGGUUCGUUCCGACUCAGGCAUAUCGAACAUCACCUGGUGUCGGUGCUCUGGCUUGAGGCCCUUCAUGAACCAUCGCCCUCGGGAGUUCAUGGUGAUUUGCCCUUUAUCGAUGCAUGCAUUUGAAUAAAUGCAAAACCGGGUGUAGUAAAGUUCAAAUGACAACUUGCCAUGAGAGCUUUCCUCCACAAACGCACGCAGAAACGCCUCAGUCCCCAUUUGCUGCUCUGGGUCCAGGUCCUCCCAGUGCUCCUUCAUUACCUUCUGCAGGUCCUUCCAUGACCCACUCUUAAACGCGGGGAGUUGCUUAAUCAGCAGCUCCGGCUCUCGGUCACACCACUCAGGAAGCGUACGCAGCUUCGCCAAGUCAGUAUACCCAGCAUUGUUGCAGAUCCGAUUAUAAUCAUCCAGAAAUGCAGUCACA
Messenger RNA from Periconia digitata, 1298 nucleotides. The record is from the annotation of a GenBank genome assembly. Lineage: Eukaryota; Fungi; Ascomycota; Dothideomycetes; Pleosporales; Periconiaceae.